GAGGGAACAGAAAAGAACGGGCAAGCGCCGCGCAACGCGGUAGAUCUCCAACAGGCGGCAGUAAAAGCAGGAAUCUUCAUUCAUCUGAGGCUGAGAAUACGCGAAAGAGGGAAUCAUGGCUCCUCGCGGCCUCCGUAUUACGGAACAUGAGCGCAAAGAUGGCCGCCCCCUCAGGCUAAGGGCAUCAGAGGAUCAUGUGACUAGGCAACUUCCGAUCCCUCUCCGCAGGUUUUCCAGAGCCCUACUUCCUGCGCUCUCGUAGAGAAGGGCGUGCCAGGGCUUAGUGCGUCUCGAGGCCGCCGGAGGCCCGGCCUGGGGCGGCUCUGAUCUGGGAGUGCGAUCGCAGGGGCAUGGAGGGUCCCCAGGAGGGGAAGGCGCCUGCGGCGGCGCUGGCCGCCGUGCUGAAGCACAGCUCGGCUCUGCCGUCCGAGAGCGCCCAGGUCCGGGGCUACGACUUCAACCGCGGCGUGGACUACCGCGCGCUGCUGGAGGCCUUCGGCACCACUGGUUUCCAGGCCACCAACUUCGGGCGCGCGGUGCAGCAAGUCAACGCCAUGAUAGAGAAGAAACUGGAGCCGCUGUCGCAGGAUGAGGACCAGCAUGCAGACCUGACCCAGAGCCGCCGCCCACUCACUGGCUGCACCAUUUUCCUGGGCUACACUUCCAACCUCAUCAGUUCAGGCAUCCGUGAGACCAUCCGUUACCUCGUGCAGCACAACAUGGUGGACGUCUUAGUGACCACAGCUGGGGGCGUGGAGGAGGAUCUCAUCAAGUGCCUGGCACCCACGUACCUGGGGGAGUUCAGCCUCAGGGGGAAGGAGCUACGUGAGAACGGGAUCAACAGGAUCGGAAACCUGCUGGUGCCCAAUGACAAUUACUGCAAGUUUGAGGACUGGCUGAUGCCCAUUCUGGACCAGAUGGUGUUGGAGCAGAACACAGAGGGUGUGAAGUGGACGCCUUCCAAGAUGAUCGCCCGGCUUGGCAAGGAGAUCAACAACCCAGAGUCGGUGUAUUACUGGGCCCAAAAGAACCACAUCCCCGUGUUGAGCCCAGCGCUUACAGAUGGCUCGCUAGGCGACAUGAUCUUCUUCCAUUCCUACAAGAACCCAGGCCUGGUCCUGGACAUUGUUGAGGACCUGAAGCUCAUCAACACACAGGCCAUCUUCGCCAAGCGGUCCGGGAUGAUCAUCCUGGGUGGGGGCGUGGUCAAGCACCACAUCGCCAACGCCAACCUCAUGCGCAACGGGGCUGACUAUUCCGUUUACAUCAACACGGCCCAGGAGUUUGACGGCUCCGACUCGGGCGCCCGGCCGGACGAAGCCGUUUCCUGGGGCAAGAUCCGGGUGGACGCACAGCCUGUCAAGGUCUACGCUGAUGCAUCCCUGGUCUUCCCCCUGCUUGUGGCCGAAACCUUUGCCCAGAAGGUAGACGCCUUCACGCCUGAGAAGAACGAGGACUGAACGGCUGCCGCCCCAGGGAGGCCCCACUCUAUUUAUUAAUCUGCUGACCCAGCCCCUCUCCGCCUGCUUGGUCAGCGGCGUGUCUAAAAUAAACCGUCUCAG
This is a messenger RNA of Ceratotherium simum simum (southern white rhinoceros), 1562 nucleotides long. It is a transcript of the gene DHPS, whose product is annotated as deoxyhypusine synthase. NCBI's taxonomy places the organism in Eukaryota, Metazoa, Chordata, Mammalia, Perissodactyla, Rhinocerotidae. Gene Ontology annotation, cellular component: cytoplasm. The record is from RefSeq and is a predicted model, not a curated record. Gene Ontology annotation, molecular function: deoxyhypusine synthase activity. Gene Ontology annotation, biological process: peptidyl-hypusine biosynthetic process.